Messenger RNA from Phlebotomus argentipes, 603 nucleotides. RefSeq lists its product as uncharacterized. The record is from RefSeq and is a predicted model, not a curated record. The transcript has 2 exons. NCBI's taxonomy places the organism in Eukaryota, Metazoa, Arthropoda, Insecta, Diptera, Psychodidae. Bases 6 to 545 code for a protein of 179 amino acids.
UUGCAAUGAGGUUCUUUCUGGUAUUUGCCAUAUUUGGUAUCUCUUUUGCUGCUCCUGGAUAUUUUUUCCACGGACCACCGGCUCAUCAGAGGUUUCUCCUGUACAAUCAAGAACCUCUGCAGAGACAAAUGACUGUUCAAUAUCAACCUCAGUGGAUGCAUCAAAUCUCAUCGAUGCCUGAUGGUGGAGUCUCAGCUUUUGUGACUGGCAAUUCAGGCUCUUCGAGCACUAUUUUUCAACCAAUUCCAUCAUUCACCGAGGAAUCCAUCGCCAAGGCUGAAGGAGUCACAGAAACACCUAAAAUUGAUCACAUCUUGGCCGAAUCUGAGGAGGAUCAGGAGGAUUUCCUUGAGAAGAGACCUCGCCCAAGGCCACCCACUCCCGAAACUUACUUUCCAGCGACUUUUGGAUCUGCCAGCGGCGCUGCCAUUGCCAUCGCCAACAGUUACAGCACAGGAAAAGGAGGAAGUGCCGUGAGUCACGCAACAGCUUAUGGCAAUCCAAUGGAGAAGAUGAAACCCAGAAACGUUGAACUCUCUUCUUGAGGGGGAUUUUCCUCCUAAAAUUAACAUGAUGUCACAAACUAUAAUUCCUUGCAUAAAC